AUCAUGUCGUACGUGCGGGAUCUGUGCUAGGCGGAUAGCGUGUGUACUGUCAUGUAACGAUCGUCUUGUAAACAUUUCUGAGUUACUAGAAAUUAUAUGUAAACACUAAGGUUGGGAUUUUGACUUUUAAUUGGUGUUAGUGUCCUAAUGGAUGUUGCCUGAGGCGAUCUGGAGCCCGUCUGAAGUGUUUUCGUGUUGGAGAAAGCCGGUCACCAUGAGUCACCGCACCAUCCAUCUGUUUCGUAAAGGCCUGCGCCUGCAUGAUAAACCCAGCCUGUUGGGGGCGCUAGCGUCCUCCUCUGUGCUCUAUCCAGUGUAUGUCCUGGACCGUGUGUUCCUGCAGGGGGUGAUGCGCAUGGGUGCGUUACGCUGGCGAUUCGUCCUGCAGAGUCUAGAGGAUCUGGACGCUCGUCUGCGGGCGCUUGGAUCGCGACUUUUUGUCCUGUGUGGGUCAACAGCUAGCGUCCUGCGGGAGCUCGUAGCGCAGUGGGGAAUCACACAGAUCAGCUACGACACUGAAGUAGAGCCAUAUUACACAAGCAUGGACCAGGACAUACAGACACUGGCGCAGGAAAAUGAAAUGCAAACUUACACGUGUGUAUCGCACACGCUGUAUGACGUCAAGAGGAUCGUGAAGGCCAAUGGAGGCUCUCCGCCGCUCACAUACAAGAAGUUCCUGCAUGUUUUGUCAGUUUUGGGUGAACCAGAGAAACCGGCGCGGGAUGUGAGCAUCGAGGACUUCCAGAGGUGUGUGACUCCAGUGGAUGUGGAUCGGUUAUACGCUGUGCCUUCUCUGGCUGAUCUGGGUCUGCAGGCGGAGGCGGAGGUGCUGUGGCCCGGUGGAGAGACUUAUGCCCUGCAGCGGCUCGAGAAACACUUCCAGAGUCAGGGCUGGGUGGUGAACUUUUCCAAGCCGCGCACCAUCCCCAACUCUCUGCUGCCCAGCACCACUGGUCUGAGCCCGUACCUGAGUCUGGGCUGCCUUUCUGUUCGAACCUUCUACCACAGACUCAACAGCAUUUACGCACAGUCGAAGAACCACUCUCUGCCGCCGGUGUCUCUGCAGGGUCAGGUGUUGUGGCGCGAGUUCUUCUACACCGUCGCUUCCGCAACGCCAAACUUCACCAAGAUGGAGGGAAACGGCAUCUGUCUGCAGAUCGACUGGUACCACGAUCCCGAGCGGCUGGAGAAAUGGAGAAGCGCGCAAACGGGUUUCCCCUGGAUCGACGCUAUCAUGACGCAGCUACGGCAGGAGGGCUGGAUCCAUCAUCUGGCGCGUCACGCCGUGGCCUGUUUCCUGACCCGCGGAGACCUGUGGAUCAGCUGGGAGGAGGGCAUGAAGGUGUUCGAGGAGUUCCUGUUGGAUGCAGACUACAGUGUGAACGCCGGGAACUGGAUGUGGCUGUCCGCUAGUGCGUUCUUCCACAAAUACACCAGGAUCUUCUGUCCGGUGCGUUUCGGCCGUCGAACUGACCCUCAAGGAGAGUAUCUGAGGAAGUAUUUACCUGUGCUGAAGAACUUCCCCUCUCAGUAUAUUUACGAGCCGUGGAAAGCACCAGAAGAUGUUCAGCUCAGCGCCGGCUGCAUCAUCGGUAAAGACUAUCCUCGGCCCAUUGUGAGCCACAUCGAGGCCAGCCAGAGGAACCUGGGAUUGAUGCGUCAGGUGCGGACAGAGCAGCAGAUGACCGCAGAACUCACGCGAGAUGUAGCAGAUGACCCGAUGGAGGCGGGGCUUAAGCGUGAGCUCCAGGAGGAGGAGGGCAUUCUGGAGGAGGCGGAGUCAAAGUGCACUUCCAAGCGUUUCAAUGGCGGCUCAGACCAUAAGUCCCGCCCCUGCAGCUGGACUCCAGAGACUCUAUCAGAGCUCAGCGGAGAGAUCAUGUGAUUCGAGCAACGGCCAAUCAGAUGAAUGUAUUACUUCAGAUCACGACCCAGAAGCCUUCAUGAUGCAUUUCUGCAUAAACAAAUGCACAAAGACUCACCGGAAUCCUCCGUCAUUAUGAACAGAACUCUCAGAAAGCAUCUGAACUCCAUUAAUCUGUCAAACACAACCAUAUUGGCUGCUUUUGUUGGUUUUGUUUUGCUAGUGUGUGUGUUUUUUUCUGUGUUCAGGAGAGAAUCGUGUACAUUGAACAGAGUUUGUGAAGUAAAUAUGCAAGUAUGAAGUGUUUCUGAUGCACAUUAAACACAUGUCGAUGUUAUGCAAAUGAUCAAA
Danio aesculapii is the source of this 2215-nucleotide messenger RNA. RefSeq names its product cryptochrome circadian regulator 4 (gene cry4). Bases 152 to 1885 code for a protein of 577 amino acids. Gene Ontology annotation, biological process: circadian regulation of gene expression; entrainment of circadian clock by photoperiod. The record is from RefSeq and is a predicted model, not a curated record. Lineage: Eukaryota; Metazoa; Chordata; Actinopteri; Cypriniformes; Danionidae. Gene Ontology annotation, cellular component: cytoplasm; nucleus. Gene Ontology annotation, molecular function: FAD binding; DNA binding. The transcript is spliced from 11 exons.